This is a messenger RNA of Grosmannia clavigera kw1407, 522 nucleotides long. Its product is annotated as cytidine and deoxycytidylate deaminase. The transcript has a single exon. The record is from RefSeq and is a predicted model, not a curated record. Gene Ontology annotation, molecular function: catalytic activity. Lineage: Eukaryota; Fungi; Ascomycota; Sordariomycetes; Ophiostomatales; Ophiostomataceae. The coding region runs from base 1 to 522 and encodes 173 amino acids.
AUGGAGCCGAUCGCGCCGGCCGACCACCCGGCCUAUAUGCGCCAUGCGCUGUCGCUCGCAGAGAAGUCGCCGCCGCGGCCGUCCAACUUUCGUGUCGGGGCUGUGCUGGUCGACGCGGCCAGUGGCCGCAUCCUCGCCGACGGCUUCACGCUCGAGCUGCAUGGCAACACGCACGCCGAGCAGUGCUGCUUCAUGAAGCUGGCAGCCCAGCACGGUGUAGCCGAGGAGGAUCUGUCCGCCCUGCCAUUGACCGCCCUUCCGGCCCAGCUGGCCCUCUACACGACCAUGGAGCCGUGCUCGUUACGGCUCAGCGGCAAUGACCCUUGUGUCGCCCGGGUGCUGCGGCUUGCCGGCCACCAGCGCUCGGUAACGGUCUAUGUCGGCGUCACGGAACCGGACAAGUUUGUGGCGCAGAACACCGGUCGCAGCACGCUCGAAGCUGCCGGCAUCCACGUCGUCCACGUUCCCGGCCUGGAGACGGCCAUUCUCGACGUCGCCACGGCCGGUCAUGAGGAAAAGUAG